Molecule: messenger RNA, 960 nt
Organism: Saccharomyces kudriavzevii IFO 1802
Lineage: Eukaryota; Fungi; Ascomycota; Saccharomycetes; Saccharomycetales; Saccharomycetaceae
Gene: CSM3
Product: Csm3p
Exons: 1
Coding region: 1-960 (319 amino acids)
Biological process (GO): DNA replication checkpoint signaling; replication fork arrest; replication fork processing
Cellular component (GO): nucleus; replication fork protection complex
Molecular function (GO): DNA binding
Source: RefSeq, a predicted model, not a curated record
AUGGAUGAGGAUUCUGACAAUCUGUUAUUAGCCUUUGAUGGCACCAAUGGGGUUCAAAGCGACCCGACUAUACCGAAUGGCCUGGAUAGUUCGGUGAUCGAUCCUACCAUAGCGGACCCAACUGCAAUUGUAACUAGAAAGAGGAGACCUCAGGUGAAACUAACAGCAGAAAAGUUACUUAGUGAUAAAGGUCUACCAUAUGUUUUGAAGAAUGCACACAAAAGAAUACGGAUUUCCUCCAGAAAGAACUCAUACGCUAACUUAUCAAAUAUUAUUCAGUUUUACCAGCUUUGGGCACAUGAAUUGUUUCCCAAGGCAAAAUUUAAGGAUUUUAUGAAAAUAUGUCAGACAGUGGGUAAGACCGAUCCAGUUUUGAGAGAAUACAGAGUAAGCCUUUUCAGAGAUGAGAUGGACAUGAGUUCUGAUGUCGGCACACGAGAAGCCGAACAGAGUCUGAAAGCACAGCUGCCUGUGGCUGCAGAACAUGUUAUUGGCACGAGUGCGGAACCAAUUGCAGCAGCUCCUUCCAAUGCACAAGAUAAAAGCAACGUAAAUGAUGAUGAUGAUGAUGAUGAUGAUGAUGAUGACGAUAUCUAUCAUUUUCACGUUAGCAACAGAAGAAAAAGAGCUCUGCGCAAGGAAGGUGAUGAUGCAUCAACAAUACGCAAUGGCAUACCGCCUCAGGAAGAUACAAGUGCAUUAUUAAGAAUAUUCAAAGAAGUAGGGCCCUCUGACCUUGACGAUAAUCAAAAGAAGCUCUUAUCGAGAUGGCUAGAUGAACGUAGGGCUAUGGAAAAAGACUCAAUGACUGAUGAAGAUGUUCAACUAGUACAAAAACUGGAAGAAUGGGAAAUGAUUAAUAUACAAGGAGCAGAGGCACAAUACGAUUUUCUACCAGGAGAAGAUGAUUUUGGUGUUGAUCAAGAUGAGUUAGACGCUAUGAAAGAAAUGGGGUUUUAA